Messenger RNA from Grus americana (Whooping crane), 2578 nucleotides. RefSeq names its product tropomyosin 3 (gene TPM3). Gene Ontology annotation, molecular function: actin filament binding. Bases 93 to 1058 code for a protein of 321 amino acids. Gene Ontology annotation, cellular component: actin filament. Gene Ontology annotation, biological process: actin filament organization; muscle contraction. NCBI's taxonomy places the organism in Eukaryota, Metazoa, Chordata, Aves, Gruiformes, Gruidae. The record is from RefSeq and is a predicted model, not a curated record. The transcript has 11 exons.
CGGUGAGGUGGCAGGCAGCACUGCCGCCCUGCCUGCCCCUUGUCUGUCCUGCUGCCCGCUGCCCCACCACCGGCACCCGUGUCCCACCAAGGAUGGAGGCCAUCAAGAAGAAGAUGCAGAUGCUGAAGCUGGACAAGGAGAACGCCCUGGACCGAGCGGAGCAGGCAGAGGCUGAGCAGAAACAGGCGGAGGAACGGAGCAAACAGCUGGAGGAUGAGCUCGCUGCCAUGCAGAAGAAGCUGAAGGGGACAGAGGACGAGCUGGACAAAUACUCCGAGGCCCUGAAAGAUGCCCAGGAGAAGCUGGAGCUGGCGGAGAAGAAGGCGGCGGAUGCUGAGGCAGAAGUGGCAUCUCUGAAUCGCCGUAUCCAGCUGGUAGAGGAGGAGUUAGACCGAGCCCAGGAGCGCCUUGCCACAGCUCUGCAGAAGCUGGAAGAGGCAGAAAAGGCUGCAGAUGAAAGUGAAAGAGGCAUGAAAGUCAUUGAGAACAGAGCUCUGAAGGAUGAGGAGAAGAUGGAACUGCAGGAGAUCCAGCUCAAGGAAGCCAAGCACAUCGCAGAGGAGGCGGACAGGAAGUAUGAGGAGGUUGCUCGGAAACUGGUGAUCAUAGAAGGAGAUCUGGAGCGUACUGAAGAGAGAGCUGAGCUUGCAGAGUCUAAAUGUUCCGAGCUGGAAGAAGAGCUGAAGAAUGUCACCAACAAUCUCAAGUCUCUUGAGGCUCAGGCUGAGAAGUACUCUCAAAAAGAGGAUAAAUAUGAAGAAGAGAUCAAGAUCCUGACUGAUAAACUCAAAGAGGCGGAGACCCGUGCUGAAUUUGCUGAACGAUCUGUAGCCAAGCUGGAGAAGACAAUUGAUGAUUUGGAAGAUGAGCUCUAUGCCCAGAAACUGAAGUACAAAGCAAUUAGUGAGGAACUGGACCACGCCCUGAAUGACAUGACUUCCAUUGCCCGAAGAGCCCUUCAUGAACAGAGUUUUGAUGAAAUGGGACACCUCCCGUGGUUUCCUCAGAGCGCCUGUACAGCCAGCUUGAGAAAAACCGCCUGCUCUCUAACGAGCUGAAGUUAACGCUGCAUGAUCUGUGUGACUGAGAAGGGGGCCCACUAAUGCCAUUAAACAAGCUUAUUGCGACCACCAAUGCUGUGGACCACAGUGAAAUCUGAUCAUUCUUAAGACUGGCAGACUUGCAAAUUUUAUGCAAUUGCUGCUAUUUAAUGGGGCACUUGAAUUUAUCCUCUAAUUUAUUUAAGAGUUGGUUGGUUUUUUUUAUAAAGGUAACCUCUAUUCUUGGUGAAGUAACCCUCAGAGUUGGCUGUUUUUUGAGCAGUCUUGUUCACUUAUCCAGGGGGUCCUGCUUGGUUCCUCCAUGGAACCACAAUGGCUGUACCCACAAAGAGAGGGAGGGGUGGGCUGAAGUUAGGCUUAUGUCUGCUAGAAGAUGCCUAUGUCAAGUGCUACAACUUAAUUUACUGUUAGCUGAAUGACUAUAGGAUUUCUUGCUGCAUGGAACGAUGGCUUCUAACAAUAAAUGACUGACCUCGUGGUCUGUAAGACACUGCACACUGUAGUACUUUACUAUAUAGUUGAGUCCUAACCUAGAAGGUUUGGGGGAAUUGGUCAUUCCUGGGGCCUGACCCCAGUGCAGAGCCCCAGAAUGUGUUGGGAAAGCUCAUGGACAUCUUGAAGGCAAGUCCCAAAAUCCACAGCAUGAAGCUGUCUUGAGUGCCUGCAGGGAAUCUUUAAAUGCUGCGUUUGCUGGUGCUCUAGGAAAGCUGCUUGUGCAUAGUUUCUGACCCUGGGGAGGUUGGGGAGUGGCUUUGAGAAACUGCCUGUACCUAAAGGACAUCUUUCUACAGCCUGUCUGUCCAGUGUCCCAGCGUGUGGAUAUCUUCAGUGGUAAGGGUGGGCUCACCUUUGGAGUAAAGCCUACCUAGAGGGCUAGUUGCUGAUCUGAGCUCUCCUCCUGGCUUAAGGAACAAGUGAGAAUUGACUGUGUAGCUGCCUGUAGUCUUGGGCAGAGUUGCAGCACCCUUGCUCCUACUUGCUCCCUGCCUACCCCUCACUGAAAACAGCCUCUUCCUCUGCUGUCCUUGAGGCAUGUUUGUCUGCUCCCUGCUGCUAGGUAGUUAUGGUCUUUGUAAUGAGCUUGGUGUCUCUGUCCUGUGCUGGGGGAAGGGGGGCACAACCAGCUGUUAUCCAGGGGCUGAUUUUUUUUAAAGUGUGUUUUACCUCUGCAUUGCUCUUGGGUGGCUUGCUGGGCCACAGGGUGGGGUGUCUGCUGUGUGGAAGCGUUGAAGCCCUGGGAAAGCUAGCUAUGGUCAGAGGCACCUGCAUGCAAAACGCUGCCUAGAGCACUGGCUAAAAGUACAUCGUGACUAUGCCUACCAGAAGCACCGGCAAUGCGAGAGGCAAGGGCUACAACUGAGUCAGGUAACUUCAGAUCUUCUAGCUGCACCCAGCCAGGCACCCCCGGUCUGAGGACUUGCUGUGGCAGUGUGUUGGGAAGGGGCUAGCGCACGCUUUCUUUGGCAAAGGCUUCAUGGUUGUCUGAAGCUGACUUGUAACUCUUGAUUCUUGCUUCC